GUUCCAGUCAACAACCUAGCUGCUGCACUCCAGCUGCAACUUCUAAACUAAGCCUGGAGGAAGCCCUACAUUGAGCACAUUGAAGGAAUACCAUCUUGAGGUUGCCACAACGGCCAAGCUAUCUUAGUCCAGGAAUGGCCAUAGGUCUCUUAUUAACUGACUUGCUACAGAGACCUGCUAAAGGGCAGGAAACUGCAAGAAGGAAGUAGCAGGAGGGAAUGACUCGUGGUUGUCUGUAUACUAAUGCACAGAGUAUGGGAAACAAGCAAGAUGAAUUGGAGCUGUUAAUACAGGAUGGCAAAUAUGACCUCACGGGCAUUACUGAAACCUGAUGGGAUGAGACUCAUGACAGGAAUGUGUCAUAGACUUAUAGGGGGGGUCUUUCUGGUGGGCACCAGUGUCUACUCAGAUAACUAGUUUCCUGGGAUCUCUUAUAAGUUCAUAGUGUAGUUAUGCCAAUUAAUGCAUAUAAGGGAGUUUCAUGUAUUCUAGUAGCAGACCUCCAUUUUUGGGGCCCUGAAGCUUGAGCGGUCAUGGGGGCCCCUUCACAACCAGCAGCGAGGUCUGGGUAAGCCCUGCUUUCUUCUUCAAUGGGGUUGUUCCACAACAGAUCACCACACCUUUACAACAUCUGUGCUUGUUGUUGUUUAGUCGUUUAGUCAUGUCCAACUCUUUGUGACCCCAUGGACCAGAGCACGCCAGGCACUUCUGUCUUCCGCUGCCUCCCGCAGUUUGGUCAGACUCAUGUUUGUAGCUUCGAGAACACUGUCCAACCAUCUCGUCCUCUGUCGUCCCCUUCUCCUUGUGCCCUCCAUCUUUCCCAACAUCAGGGUCUUUUCUAGCAUCUGUGCUACUGACUCUCAAACUUUGGGAUUGUAAAAAUAUAUGCAACAAAAAAUUGAUCCAUUUGAAUCAUGCAAGUCAAAUUGAGUCUACUAGACCCCCCAAAAUUAAGCAACGUGGACCCCUUCAGGACUAGGGACCCUGAAGCUUAAGAUUAAUUAGUUCCAUAGUAGAUCCACCCCUGGUGUAUCCUAACUAUAUCAAAGUCCAGAGAUUUCAUAGCAAUAAUAUGUUCUACAGGAAAUGUUUCUAUGCAGGUGCUCUGGGAAAACAAUAUUUUCAUACAUAGCAUGUACCUCAAUAAACAGGGACGCGGUUGGCGCUGUGGUCUAAACCACUGAGCCUCUUGGGCUUGCUGAUCAGAAGGUCGGCGGUUCAAAUCCCUGCGACGGGGUGAGCUCCCGUUGCUUAGUCCCAGCUCCUGCCCACCUAGUUCGAAAGCAUGUCAAAGUGCAAGUAGAUAAAUAGGUACUGCUCUGGCGGGAAGGUAAACGGCGUUUCCGUGCGCUGCUCAGGUUUCACCAGAAGCUGCUUAGUCAUGUUGGCCAAAUGACCUGGAAGCUGUCUGCAGACAAAUGCUAGCUCCGUUGGCCUAUAGAGCGAGAUGAGCACCGCAACCCCAGAGUCGUCUGCAACUGGACCUAAUGGUCGGGGUACCUUUACCUUUACCUUACUCAGAUCUAGAAAUAUUUUCUGAAUUUCUUUUUAACCAUAACAGUUUCACCUACUACCUUUUAUCAACUCUACACACACACACACACACACACACACACACAGAAAGAGAGAGAGGUGUCAUUCCGCUUUAUUAGUUCUGAAAUGCCAAAUCACUGCAUUUUUAUUGUCUGGCAUUUGGAGGACACAACAGAAGCAGUACAAAAACAACAACUCUUGAAUAAUUGUGAUAUGAAAUAUUAUAGGAUUUCAGCCACAAGCUAUAGGACAGGCACAGAUGGGAGGGGAAGCAAUAUGUGCAUCCCCAAAACCUUUGCAGGCAUUAAAAUCAGGGUUAUGCAUGACCACCCUGGUACCAUCAUGAGCUCAGAUGAUCACGAGCAACUUCUUCAUUUGAUAUUGUGAGACAAACAUGUUGGUUCAAUAGUUUUCUCUCUUGCCUUUUUAGAAUUCACUUCUUGAAAUGUAGUUUUGUCCAAACUAGGUUAGGUAUAGAUAAUCAGGCAAAAAUAUUCUUCUUAAGCAACUGGGAAAGGCUUUCAAGCAUUUGUAGCGCACCUUCUGUAGAAGCAUAAUUGAAAACGGCAAGGGAAAAAAAGCCCCUGAAAUCACAUGUCUGAGGGUGGGUGACUAAGCGUAACUUUCUUCCUCUUAAGUAAAAAUGAUGCAAUACCGUCUUGUAUCCUUCUAUGUGACCUGCUCUCGAAAUGGUUUACAGACAUAGAAACAUGUUCCUGCUUGUUAUGAUUCUCUCCGUUUGUGGAUUUACUGUGGCAGAAGAAAGACACCUGCUUUGCAGUUCAGACGACGUAGACAUUUUAUAUUCCAACUGCAGUAAGUAAAGUAUCAGAUGGCUCUAAUUUCCAAUAGCGUUUGUGAAAUAAUUAGGAUCACUUCCCCCUUUCCUCUGAUUAAAGCUCCAGGUGUUUUCAUUAGGAUUGCACACGUUAAUUUCUGUCUCCAAUUUCCAUUUCUUUAAGUAAGACAGAAAAAAAGAGUGUGUUGCAAAUAAUGCUGGAGAACAACAUGAAUAAUUGCUGGCUUUUAUAGUUUUCAAGGGAGAUCAGCCAUUGCUUCUCGGUCCUAAUAUACUUCGGUGCAAUCAGAGAUAUUUCACACUCGGCACAAACUGAGGGCCAAAUUCAGUUGUUUUCAUGCAUCUCACGUCUCUAAACAUUUGCAAAUAGCAGUUCUGUGGGGGUGGGGGUAGGGGUAGGGGUGUGAUUUGAAUGUGACCAGGCCAGGAUAUGUGCAUAACUCUUUCUACCUGCCUCCAUGUCCCCCCAACAGAAGUCUCACACACACUGUUAUUUGCUAUAUUACAGAAAAAUAUAUGUGUGCAUACUAAUGUGACAAGUAGCAGUUUAAGGAAAGCAAUUUUCACAGGGGAAAGUGUGUAUGUGUAUAAAGGUUUACACCCCUCACCCUGCAUGUCAGUGCUGAUCUGGGUCAGCCUCCCCCGAGGUGGCUGCCAUUUCUAAAACUUCACACAGAUCAGAGAUGCCGGUGCCUCGCCCAGUUUGUUUGUCCCUCUGUGAGCCUGUAGACAGCUUCCUCAUUCCUCAUUCACCAUCUUAACACUCUGUAACAUAUUAUCAUUGGGCCUCUGCCAAGCUCUCUCCCGGAAACUUCUUCCUCUUCUUCUUGCUUCUCUUUAUUACUUACUUUCCGUCCGCAGAAGAGUGCUGUGCAAUUCAAAAGAUUGCUCAUUAUUUUAUGACUUUCACUUGGCCUUGAUGAAGAUAUGCUACUGCUAUUGUGUGUCCAGGCGGAGAGCCCCAGCCCAGAGAGACGACCAGAAAGAAUAAUGACUCGUGACAAAGUGUUAUGGAAUAAAAAUUGGCCACAACUUUAUUAAACCUUUCAGAUGUAGGAAGACCUUGCCUUAGGCAUUGGGCGUGUAUCUCUCCCAGCCCCACCAGCCGGGGGAACUGGGGCUCCUCAUGGUGAAUGGGAUAUGGGAGGGUGCACAGCAAGAUGCUUGUGUAUGCUGGCAGCCCACCCUAUAUCCCCGCAACGCAGGGGAGUUCACUGACAACUUUUCAGUGUAUGGCCAGUGACUCCUAUAUACAAACCCCUUUAAGAGGGGACCUUGGAAUUGCUGCGCUGGGGGGGAGGUUGUGAAUCAUCACUUCAUGCCCCCCCAUUAAGGGAAGAUAGACUAAAGGAUUCCGUGGUUGCUGCCGGCUCCGCCUCCUAUUUAAGCAACUGGCCCCACCUCCCUGCGGUGCUGAUUGGCUGAGGUUAGGCGGGAACCUCCAAUGACUAGCACAGGGAGGGAGGCCAGCCCAAACAGCUAUUGGGUCCCACGUGACCAAGGUGCUGUGCGCGGUCCCGCAAAGGGCACCCACAAAGGAAGGUGUGAGCGCUCAUUGUUUAGAAAGUGCAGGCGGUUAGCUAAAGGAGUAUUUAAAAAUAUUUAUGGGUGUUAUGUACUGAGUUGAAUAGGAUCCAAACUGCAGCAGUCUGAUUGGUCCUAGAACAAUAGGAUCCAAAAGGCAGCAGUCUGAUUGGUCCUAGAACAAUAGGAUUCAGAAUGCAGCAGUCUGAUUGGUCCUAGAACAAUGCAGCAGUAUGAUUGGUUGGCAGGAACCACCCAAUCCUGCUCCAGAUAGAAGUGAAUCCACAACCUGAUUGGCUUACAGUAGAAUUCCAGAAUUAGCCAAUCAUGUGCAGCCCAUUGUGUAAAUAAUGUAUAUAAAGCAGAUACUGUGAGGGGACAUUCAUUCAUUCCUCCUCACCACUAUGAGCUGAAUAAAGAGCAUGAAAUCACUUUGCGACUCUGAGUAUAUUUCACUGGCGACGAAGGUGGGAUCCCGCUGAGCUGACUGCCACACACAGCACCGCAGCACCGCCAACUGCCGCACCGCUGCCUCGCACCGUGUAUCCAGGCUUCAGCUCCGGGACACAAGGAACUCAGAAUGGCACCCGACAGCAGCUUCUCGCCAUUCAACCCAGCAUCUGGAGACUGGGAAGCGUACGCCUCCCGUUUCACCUUCCUCCUAGAAGCCAAAGGGGUCACCGACGAAGAAGACGCCAAGAAGAGGGCGAUAUUCUUCAGCGUCUGCGGAGAGGAGACGUUUGAAAUCGCCCGGGCUCUCCUUGCGCCUGAAGACGUCGCUACUGUUCCAUACAAAACAAUAAUGGAACAGCUGAAGGGGCACUUUUCGCCGCAGCCCUCAGUGGUGGCUCGUCGAAAUGCCUUCUACGCAAAGCGGCAAGCCCCUGGGGAAACCAUAACUGGGUUUGUGACCUCUCUCCGCCAAGCCGCCCGGUUCUGCAACUUCUCAGAGCUGGAGAACAUGCUUCGUGACCGCCUCGUCGGUGGCCUGAAGGAUGAGAAGCUGCAACGACGCCUCUACGCUAAGAAGGACCUAACGUUCCAGGUCGCUCUGGAGGAGGCCCUGGCAACAGAAGCUGCCGAGAGGUCGACCCAAGAGGCACGGCCGAGCCUGCCAUCCCAACCGAGGGUCCACCACGAAGACCUCACCGACGACUCAGGAUCCGACAGGGAGGAGGUGCACCGAGUACAGCAGCGCACUCAAGCAGCGCACAGACCACAGCUGCCUCGACGAGAAGGAGGGAACUGCGCAAGCUGCGGGGAGAGUCACGAGAGGAGGACCUGCCGUUUCCGCAACGCAGAGUGCAGGCAGUGCAGGAAAUCGGGACACAUCGCCCGGGUGUGUCGGGCUCGGCCCACCCGACACCAGGCAUCAGAUGACCAAUCCAAGAGCCCCAGGUCCCGGGGCCCAACGCACCAAGGCAACUCGACGGAGCUCACGGACUUCCAGGUAUACCAGUUGCCCCACCCCAACGUAGAGAAAAUUUAUGUAGAGGUACAGAUAGAGGGGGCCCCAUGCCGCAUGGAGCUUGACACGGGUUCAACUCUAUCCAUAAUCUCGGCAAGGACCUUAAGGAAACUGUGUCCGACUGGGGGUCCCAAACUCAGGCCGGCCCCAUUCACCCUCCGGGACUUCCAGAAACGUAAGGUCCCCACAAUGGGGGUGGGGACCUUCAGGGUGCAAUACCGAGGGCGGACGCGGCAACUGGACUUGCUUGUGGUCAAGGGCCCCUACAUUAGCUUACUGGGAUUGGCAUGGUUUGGACCACUGGGGCUAGCUGUCACCGGGGUGAACCACACUAGCUUACAAGUGGACGUGGACGCCAUAUGCAAGGAAUUUCCAGGGGUUUUCGAUGGGAAAUUGGGACAGUAUACGGGCCCCCAUUGCGCUACAGCUUGACCCCGCAGUACGACCGGUCAGGCUCAAGGCCCGCCGGGUCCCGUUCGCCUUGAAACCCCGUAUAGACGAGGAAUUGGACCGACUCGUGGAGCAAGGAGUGCUGGAGCCGGUGCCUAAUGCCCCUGGGAAACCCCAAUCGUCACACCCGUCAAGCCUAAUGGUUCGGUCCGCAUCUGCGCAGACUACAAAUGUACCAUAAACAAGGCCCUCACGGCCCACGCAUACCCAGUGCCAGUGGUCAGCCAUGUCCUAGCCACCCUGGCUGGGUCGAAAAUUUUGGCAAGCUGGACUUGGCCCAAGCAUAUCAACAGCUGCCAGUAGAUGAGGCCACAGCAGAGGCACAGACGAUUGUGACGCACAGAGGAGCGUUCAGGGUAAAGCGGCUGCAAUUCGGUGUCAGCGUGGCACCAGGCAUAUUCCAGAAUCUAAUGGACUCUCUCCUUAAAGGGAUUCCUGGCGUCACCCCCUUCUUCGAUGAUGUGUUGAUUGCCGGGCCCACACCAGAGGAGUUUGAGGACCGCCUCCGCACCGUUCUGCACCGUUUCCAGACGGCGGGUCUCAAGGUGAAGCGGGAAAAAUGUCUACUAGGAGUGCCUCAGGUGGACUUUCUGGGAUUUAUGGUGGACGCAGAAGGGGUCCACCCGACUGGGGACAAGGUACGGGCCAUUUGUGAUGCCCCAGCGCCCAAGAGCAAGACUGAACUUCAGGCCUUCUUGGGACUAUUGAACUUUUACCAUUCCUUCCUUCCCCACAAGGCGGCGGUAGCGGAGCCCCUACACAGACUCCUGGACAAGCGGGCCCCUUGGGUGUGGGGCCAGCGCCAGGAGGCCGCAUUCCAGGCAGUCAAGGACUUGCUUGUCUCAAACUCGGUCUUGGCACACUUCGACGAGAGGCUGCCGGUGGUGCUAGCAUGCGACGCCUCACCCUAUGGCAUUGGAGCUGUCCUGGGGCACCAACUCCCGGAUGGAAGAGAGGUACCGGUGGCGUACUUUUCCCAGACACUCAACACAACCGAGCGGAACUACUCGCAAAUCGACAAGGAGGGUCUGGCAAUCGUAAAGGGAGUAAAAAUUCCAUGAUUUCUUGUACGGGCGGCCCUUCACCGUGGUGACUGACCACAAGCCGUUGCUUGGCUUGUUUGCCCCGAAAAGCAGACCCCCCAAGUGCUGUCUCCUCGCGUCCUCAGGUGGUCAAUUUUCCUUGCCAGCUACCAGUAUGCACUGAUUCACCGACCUGGGAAGGCGAUGGGCCAUGCGGACGCCCUCAGCAGGCUACCACUACCGGAAACAGGCCCUGACCCAGCACCUGCACAAGAGGUUAUGAGCCUGGAGCUGCUUCCCGACCGCCCCAUUCAGGCACAAGAAGUUGCACACCAUUCCAAGAAAGAUAGGGUCAUCUCCCGGGUCCUGGACUGGGUGUGGAGGGGAUGGCCCAGCAGCAGCCCCGGGCCAGAAUUCGCCGGCUACACAACCCGCAAACAUGAACUGUCGGCCCACAAGGGGUGCCUGUUAUGGGGAAGCAGAGUCGUUGUUCCCCAGCCCCUCCGCAAAAGGGUCCUCACAGCCCUACACGAGACACAUCCAGGGGUAGUAAGAAUGAAGGCCCUUGCCAGGAGUUAUGUGUGGUGGCCGGGGAUCGAUGGAGAGAUAGAGGCCUGGGUCAAACACUGCCAGGCCUGCCAAGAAUCCCGCCCAGAUCCCCCAAGGGCCCCAGUCCAGUCCUGGGAGUCCGCCCGAGCACCAUGGUCACGCCUGCAUGUGGAUUUCGCUGGCCCCUUUCAGGGGAAAACAUUCUUCAUAGUGGUGGACUCCUACACCAAAUGGCUGGAAGUCGCACUGGUACCGUCCACUUCCACGUCCGCAGCCAUCCGGGUACUACGCAGGCUGUUUGCAACCCACGGGCUCCCUGACACUCUCGUCUCAGACAACGGGACUGCAUUUACGUCAGGAGAAUUCCAAACCUUCACAGCGCAGAACGCCAUCCGGCACAUCCGUUCGGCGCCGUUCCACCCUGCCACCAAUGGCCAAGCAGAACGCAUGGUGCGGACCACCAAGGACACCCUUCGCCGCAUGACGCAAGGGGACUGGGAGUACCGCCUUGCCACAUUCCUUCUAGCACAGCACAGCACCCCCAGCUCAACGACUGGCCGGAGCCCCGCUGAACUACUAAUGGGUCGGCGCCUUGCAAUCAGAUUGGACCGCCUUCACCCCGAUAGAGCUCAGGAUGAGGUAGUGGUGGGGAAGGCAGGAACCCCCGGACCUUUGAGGCCCAGGACCCAGUGUACGCAAAGAAUUUUGGGGCAGGCCCAGCAUGGGUACCCGCCACAGUCACCAGGGUCACUGGCCCCGUGUCGUACGAGGUGCUAACAGAUGGGGGCAAUGCUGGCGCCGCCACUGCGACCAGAUACGGCGACGAUUCCCGGGAGAAAACCAGGAGGAGGACAGGUCAGAGGAGUCCCAAGGGAACAGCGGGGCAGUGAGGCCCAUAGAGCAGGAGGGGCCAGCAGGAGAGGCAGAAUCAGUAAAUACAGAGAGGACCCGUGAGGCCGAAAGGACACCGGAACCAGAACCACGACUGAGCGAGCCGGUUGCACCAGACCAAACAGCCCCAUCACAGCCAGCAUCCUUGGAACACGAGCCAGAACCUGGAGCCCGGACCAGGGAACACCCCAGGCCACAACGCACACGUAGGCCGCCGGCAUACCUUGAGGACUAUGAAUGCGACCUCCCGGGCAGGACUGGAACUUAGAGGGGAGGGGUGUUAUGUACUGAGUUGAAUAGGAUCCAAACUGCAGCAGUCUGAUUGGUCCUAGAACAAUAGGAUCCAAAAGGCAGCAGUCUGAUUGGUCCUAGAACAAUAGGAUUCAGAAUGCAGCAGUCUGAUUGGUCCUAGAACAAUGCAGCAGUAUGAUUGGUUGGCAGGAACCACCCAAUCCUGCUCCAGAUAGAAGUGAAUCCACAACCUGAUUGGCUUACAGUAGAAUUCCAGAAUUAGCCAAUCAUGUGCAGCCCAUUGUGUAAAUAAUGUAUAUAAAGCAGAUACUGUGAGGGGACAUUCAUUCAUUCCUCCUCACCACUAUGAGCUGAAUAAAGAGCAUGAAAUCACUUUGCGACUCUGAGUAUAUUUCAAUGUGGAUAACCAUAAAUGUGUGGCUUUACUGUAUUUCCAAGUGCAUCACCACAGAUCAAUGGAUAAAGUAGCACAAUGCAACGUGGGUGUCUGUAGUACUGUACUCCAGAGUGAUCAGGAUGAAAAGCCAGAGAGAUAGAGCAAUGCUUGAUUUCUGUUUGAAUCUAAGGCUGCUGCGAUGGGAAAAGCAAGACCCUUUUGGAGUGUUUUUUUUUUAAUUUUAAACAAAACUGAUUCCUUAUUUAUUUUAUAAGCUUUUUAGAUUUUGAAUAUACAGCAGACAUUUCCCAAAAAAAACCCCAAACAAAAACUCUUCCCUCAGGGAAAACACUGUACAGGCUUCCUCUUAUCACAUGAUUUUGGAAAACUUUAUGUGCUUUGAUUUGACCGUUUUGGAGUGUUAAUGCUGCGAACCCCUCCAUCAUAGUCUCAGUUGUAUCUCUCUCUCUCUCUCUCUCUCUCUCUCUCUCUCUCUCUCUCUCUGCUGUCCUUCAUUCCAAAGGAAUCUCACACCUCUCAGAGAUUGGGGUGACGUGCAACAAUAUUAACUUCAAAGGUGAAGUGUGUUGCAUUUUGCAUUUCAGCAGAGGCUCUAAUAAGGAAGUUCAAAGCUUCGUGCCAUUUUGUAAUGAGGUUUGCAACAUUAUUAAACUUUCUUUGUUACGCAGGUAGAGGCCUUCCAACAAAAGACUUCUUCUUUACAGUAGAGCCGUGUGCACUAAAGGGUAAUAGAAAAUGGCGGGGAACUCUUUUCUGGAUUCCAAGUAAGAUAUAUUCCUAUUUCAAGUAACACCAAGCUCAUUGCUUUACAUUACUACGAGAUGCACUUCAACCUGAAAGUUUUAUUCACUGCUGGGCUGUAUUAACUGGUGGCUUUGUGCUUAUGGGAGGUUUUUCCAGGGAGGUGGGGUGGGGAUCUGAUUGCCAUAUCCCAUACUGCUUGGGAGGGGUGUGUCUCCCGAUUUCCAGAAACACUUUUUUGGGAAGGGGUGCUAAGGUGAGGCAGGGUGUAUUAGUGAAAAUCACGUGCCCUGCCUUGCACUAGUGAUACAACCUAUUCCAUAGAACUCCAGAAGGGAUGCUGUUAAAACUUGGACAGAAGAAGAAGUUUAUCACAGCUGCUCAAGGACAGAAAGCAGAUGUUGAAAAUCAACUCACAAAUGAAGCCAUUUUGUCCUUAGGCUUUUAGAGAAGAUUUUAUCAUCAUGUGGAGGUGGGAAGGAGAGACAUUUGGCCUGAGCCAAUCCCACUUCCAUUGGUUUGUCCAUACAUUUCACAUAAUUUACCCUGGAUUUAAAUGCAUUCUUAUUUUGUUUGUUCGUUUAGAGGUUCUCUGUAAUACUGCAAGCAAAGCAACCUUUUGUUGUUUUCUGGACAUUUUAUAUUUGCUAAUGCUUCUGAGAGCCAGGUAUCUUUAGUGAAUUUUCAAUCCUGCGUUUGCUACUGAAAAGGGAAUAUGGGAAACAAUUACACAAUGGGAGAAUGAAGCUUUUAUCUGUUCCAAGCUGUCUGUGUGAAGAGGUGGAAGUAUGAGGAUAAUAGUCUACAAUUCAUGUCUCAUUCAUAUAGAUUAUUACACAAAAUACAUUGUAAAAAUUCCUUUGGAUUUCAAUGAGCUCAGAAAGUGUUCUAGAUCACAAGUGUAUUUUUGCCUUCCCUGAGAAAGCCAUUGAAUGUUGUCAAGAUUGUAAUUGAAAUUGUUGCCAUGUAACAUGCUUUAUUGUGUUAAUUUUUAUAGGGGCUGAUUUAACCAUUUUGAGAGCACACGUAAACAUAUGGUCUAAAGGGUUUGAAUCCGUAAAAUGGAAAGGUACCCUUUGCGAAGGUGUGGAUGAUGGCUAUACAUUUUGUGGAGCUCUGAAGGGAGGUAAGAGUACAUUAUGGCACCUUUAGCUGACAUAUAGGAUCUGCAUUUGCUCUUAGCUUGAAAUCCUGCACAGGCUUUUCUAAGUCUCCUGUUUAUUUAUUUGCUAUAUGUAUUUGGACAGUUGUGUGUCCAAAAACUGGGACACAUGCAGAACACAUGCAAAAUCUUACAGGGACAAGAGUAGAUCUUACAUGGGGCCAUCACUUUUUUCCCUCCAUCACACUUUUCUAAAUCUAGCCGGAUCACAGCAGAACAACAGUUGUGACUUUUAAGUCUUUGCUACUAGGCUAAACUAAUGAUAUAGUCAGUGGUAAAGUGGGGAAAGGGAGCAUCUGCUUUGCCCACAGAAGGGCCCAUGUUCAAUUCCUGGCAUCUCCAGGUAUGGCUGGGAGGUUCUCCUGUCUGAAACCCUGGAGAGCUACAGUCAGUGAGUGUAAGCAGUAGUGAGCUAGAGGGGUCAAUGUUUUGAUUCAGUGUAAGGCAGCCUCUCCCUCAUACAGGUAAGCCACCUUCAACUGAUUCUCAUCCCAGCCUUACUCUUCCAUCAAUGACUUCCAUAGGGCUAAACCAGUAUUGCACUAAUUGCUAUGUACAAGGGUAGUUCUAUGUUAGCAAACAUGCACCCACAGCACUGUGCAGGGCACAUUUUCAGUUCAUGUGGGAUGCUAUUAAUACCAUAGCAACUGGCCUCUGGAAAGUUGAGGCGUGGCCCCUCUCACUACUGGCUAUUUUUGCUUUUUGAAAGGAAACUCUGGGACUUGGGAGACUUAGGGAAGUUAAAUAGAUUACCCCCCAACAUAAAAGGGUAAAACUGAAGAUGUGUCAGGAGACAGGAUUCUUUCAAGAAAUAGUAAAUUUAUAUAUUAAAUUCAGUGGAUGUUACAGGUUUCUAAACAAGAUGGAAAAUGUGCAGCUUAUAUUUACUUCAGUUCCUUAAACCAAAUCGUAGAGGUGUUACAGUUUAGGCCUUAAAACUUAGGUUCUGAAACAAGGUGGUACUUUCUGUCAGUUUUCCAACAUUCUAUAAAUCUCACUUCUGAGGCUCCUCUAUUAGAUGCUACACCUCUACAUUUGUUCUAGAAAUCCCACCCACUGAAGAAAUGUGUAAACUUCUUAAGAUGCAGAUACAGUAUUUGUAUAAUUGUAAUUUUUUUCAGGUUGUAAACCACAUUGUGUAUAUAGAAAGGCAGUAUACAAAUGAAAAGUGAAAUGAAAGAAUAAUGGCAUAAUGUUGUUUUUGUCAUGCUCAAGUUCUUGAUGAUUGUUCUUCUGCAGAGACAAUAAACACAACUGUGAGAAUCAGUGGUAAUGAGCCAACAUAUGAAGAGGUACUUUAUGAAUCAAAACUUGAAAAUACAAAAGUAUUAUGUAUUAUUAUUAUUAUUACUAAUUAAAUUUCUAUACUAUCCUUUAUCUGAGGAUCACCGGGCGGUUUACAAUAUAAAAAUAUAAGAAUAAAUAGCAUAGUAACAAACAAAACAAUAUUGCUCCCCAAGUUCAAAAGGCCAUCGAUUUGACUCAUUAGAGUCAAAGGUCCGGGAGAAAAUAUGUAAUGAAGGCAUCAGGAGAGCCUCUCUCUUGAAUGGAGUGGCUAACUUGGUGUUAUGUAUAGGGUGUGUCAUUUUAUGGGGUGAAACUUAAUUUUUUGCAAAUUUCUUCUGUGAGGGGGUCUUAAAAAUAUGUUUUUGGGUGUGAGGAAUUUAAUUCUGCUAUUAUUUUUGUGAUUAGACAACAUUUAGCAGUGCUCAUGGUUUGUUCCUCUCCAGAUAAACCACAAAUGGAAACCAAGCUUUGUUCUUAGCUUACAACUUGUGUUUUGUUUAAGAUCGGGGUCACACAUAACUCCAUGGUUUAUUCCCAAGGGAGGAGGGAAGUGAGUACAAUUAAUCAGCAUGCACCAGCACAAUGGUUUAUUCACAGUAAACCAUAGUUUAUUUUAGACUAUGUCUUGCCAUGACUUGCAAACAGAUCACAGCAUGCAGUAUGGCAUGCACCAACUUCUUGAAUAGAUUUCUGCUUCAGAUUACAGGAACAACUGUUGGCUUGCUGGCGAGCCCAUCCUUUUGAGGAUGGAGGCUGCUUUCCAUUGACAUGAAUGAACAGUUUGCUUGCCUGGGAGUGUCACAUGUGCAGAUGAAUACACACAGGGCUUGGUUUAACUUGCCAAGGACUAUAUUGUGUGCAACCACUUUUAUGAUUACUCUGAUAUGUCAAUACUGUGUUACCUAACAUUCUGGGAAAUUUUUCAAAAAGACAGAAACCAGCAAGUACCAUAUUUUUCGCUCUAUAAGAUGAACCAGACCACAAGACGCACCUAGUUUUUGGAGGAGGAAAACAAGAAAAAAAAAUAUUCUGAAUCUCAGAAGCCAGAACAGCAAGAGGGAUCGCUGCACAGUGAAAGCAGCAAUCCCUCUUGCUGUUCUGGCUUCCGUGAUAGCUGCGCAGCCUGCAUUCGCUCCAUAAGACGCACACACAUUUCCCCUUACUUUUUAGGAGAGAAAAAGUGAGUCUUAUAGAACAAAAAAUACGGUAAUAAUACAAAUGCUUGUUGACACAUUGGACAACUGACUCACUAUUCCGGAAUCCCCUGAAAUAUCAACUUGAGGCAACCUCAGCAGAUAGUUCUAAACUAGCCUUCAGCUCUAAUGAAAUCGCUGGGACUUAAGAAUGCACAAUAUAAGCACCUUUCACAAUUACAAAUUAACUCAUUUUCUUUCUUUUAGGGAGAAUACACAGUUGUUGUAAAAGCAUUCGCUGGUCAUCACAAGGAGCUGAUAGCUUGCCUGAAUUACACAAUCAUCAUUAAACAGCCACUUUCAAACUAAAGAAGUUCUUCUCAACCAUUUCACAGCACAAGAGCUAUUUUUCAGAGAGCAGUGGAAUGAAAUCUAGUCACAGAAAUAAUCAGCUGAAAGGUUCUGGUUUUCCAGGACUGUUGUCUGAAAAAUUAGAAGAUGAAAGCAAAUGUUCAUUUCUAUCACUGCUAUUGCUAAAGGCUGGUUCUGUGUGUGUGACAUUUACACAUAUGCACACACACCAUAUGAGUACACACAUCUGUGUACUCCUUGAGCAGCAACUGGUUGCUUUCAUAAUUUACUGAACAUUUUUGGUAUGUGAUUAAAAGUACUGCCGUGACUGCCUUUUCCUUCUUGUUAUCUUCCCCAUAUCACUCUCUGCUAAUUCACCAACAGCUUGUAUAAAAGCAAGUACAAAUGCAAGAGGCCACAGGAGUAAGCUUUGGGCUUAGCACACCCAUUUUGCUUUUCGCUGCCCAUAGAACUGCAACGUAAGCCAAGGUGCAUGUACAAUGUCCACGUGACAUGGUCAGGUGAUCUGUGUGUCAUACUGCAUUUUGAUUGGAUCGUCUAUUUUAACUGCUUUGAGACUCUACUGACAGGCUGCACACCCAAAAGAAGCAGCUUAGGAACCGUUGAAAAUAUCACAGGCUUCCCUAGGGUCAUGAUGCCUCUUGCACAUCCUGCAAAGCUUAUGAUGUCACUUGCUGAAUUUCAGAUGCCGGCCAUUCUGAGCAAUUCAGAUUUUGUGGCCAAAGCUGAAUGAGAAAUCCUUAACAAAGGGUCCAUUGCAGAGAACAAUACAUUUGUGUUUGAUGAAUGGCAGCAACAAAGCACGUUGCGGUAAGGGAGUGUAUAGAAAAUGGCGACAUCACACCCUGUUCCACUUACCGCUUUCCAUGAAGAUGAGAAAGCCAAGGCUGGUGCUUAAUUUCACUUUUCAAUGCUUCCUUUGUCACACUUCAGAAGAAACGGAACAAAAGAGCAUUGUCUCAAUGAACAAGGAAUUAUUGAUGUUCCCUGUGCAUCAUCUAGCAUCACAGUGUCUGCUGCAACUGUGGGUAUUCCAUUUUUCACAUUAAUAUGUCACAGCCAGGUGGUUUCUAGUGAAAGAACUCUUAAGGAAUGCCGGAGUUCCUUUGAGGAGACAACAAAGAGGCUUGUGACAAUGAACAGAUUUAUUGUGGCAUAAGCUUUUGUGGACGAGAGCCCAUUUCAUCAGAUGCCUGAAGUAUUAUCCUCAGCUGACAGAUGUACUCAUAAACACACGCAAGCACAGAGCAAACAAAUAUGAGCAGUGAGUUCCAAAGACCAUGGAGACCAGAGAUACAGUCUGUUACAUUUCAACACAAAGCUGAAAUUUAUACAAGAGAAUAGAGGUCUUUGGCAAUACCUUUUGCCGUAUUUACCAUUUAACCCCCCCCCCCAAAUAUACCACAGAAACAGUACCCAAAGCAACUAAAGAUAGAUGUUCAUUUUGUAUGUUUUUAAACAUGGAAAAGAUUGCCAAAAUAAAAAUACCUUCCAUUGUUUCUGGAAAGUACAGAUAGUGGGUGCCUCUUGUACCUUAACAGGGGUGCUGUUCCACCAAUACAGCCAUAAGUGAAUACAUUAAAAUGCAUUUGUAAAUUCUAAUGUAUCAGUUUCAGAUUGGAGUCACGAUUUGAUGUUCUUUUUCAGAAUAAAUUUGUGAAAUUUGUUGCAAACUAGAAACAGAGUGCCUGGGAGACUCCUGUUCAUUUUUAAUGCAGCCAUUUCAAUGUCCUAUUUUGAUGCCCAUUUCUUAUUUUGCAUAAAGGUUGGUCUGUGUGCCCAGAACAGAAUAACGAAGGACAUGCUUGUCAGGUGACUUAUUCCCAGGGCGAAUGAAAUAAUAAAAUGAGACAUCCAAAAUAUAGAAUAUGUUUGGAAAACAGCAAUCAUAAGCAGCAUAAAACAGAAAAGACGAUAAGAAAUAAUAAUAAUGGAGAUAAAGUAUUUUCUUAGCACCAAGAAAGGUAACCACGUGGGGACACAUGAGCCUCCCUGAGGAGAAAGUUUUGCAUGAAGGAUGACAUGACUGAAAUCAGUCCUAGUUGCCAAAAGGUGGAAAAAAUGGGAGGAAAGCAUUGACAGAUGAACCUGAAUGCAAAGGGAGGUUAAUAUGGAAGCAGGCACACACCCAUUGGAGAAUGAGACUUGAUGUUAGGGAAGGUACUAUAAGAAGCUGUAAGAGUGUUGCUACUACAGUGCAGUGGGUAUCAGCACGGAGCUGGCAUCUGGGUUUGUUGCAGUGGCUCUUCCCUGGGUUUAUGUGACUGUAAAGGAGACUGGGUAACCGUGAGUAAUGCAGCUCACUCUCUGGACUGUGAUCAGAGAAUAGCGAUGCACCCCCCCUUCACUCUGUAUUCAGAGAGUCCCAACCGCUGCUUCGGACACAGUUAGCUACCAUCAGUUUCCAUCUCGUAUCUAUCCCCUCAUUUCUAUCCAAUUCUAUUCAAGACAGAGCUGUUCCACCAGGCCUUUGGCCAGGGCACAGCCUGACUCCCUCCUUUGGCAAUCUUCGCGGAGCUCUGGCCCAAUGGUUGCCAUUGGUUUGAUUUGAAUUAAUUUUAUAAUGAAUGAUUUUAGAGUGUUGUGUUGUGUUGUACUGUUGUACUGUUUUAUUGUUGUUAGCCGCCCUGAGCCCGGCUUCGGCUGGGGAGGGCGGGAUAUAAAUAAAUUUUAUUAUUAUUAUUAUUAUUA
Podarcis lilfordi (Lilford's wall lizard) is the source of this 16271-nucleotide messenger RNA. Lineage: Eukaryota; Metazoa; Chordata; Lepidosauria; Squamata; Lacertidae. The record is from the annotation of a GenBank genome assembly.